Messenger RNA from Ahaetulla prasina, 1745 nucleotides. Its product is annotated as IgGFc-binding protein-like. The transcript has 4 exons. The record is from RefSeq and is a predicted model, not a curated record. Lineage: Eukaryota; Metazoa; Chordata; Lepidosauria; Squamata; Colubridae. The annotation marks the transcript as partial.
AAGUCUAUGGAGUUCACGGCUUCAUCAAGACAGACUUUAAUCUGCGUGUCAGCUUUGACUGGUACAGCUAUGCCAGGGUCAUCGUUCCCGACUCUUAUGCCAAUGCACUCUGUGGCCUCUGUGGUAAUGCCAAUGAAGAUCAGAAUGAUGACUUUCUCAUGAAAGAUGGAACACAAGCAGAGGAUGAAAUUCAAUUUGCAAACAGCUGGAAGCUGAAAGAUAUUCCUGGCUGCUCUUCUGGGUGCACCAAAAAUUGCCCAGUGUGCAGUGAUGAUGCUUCUACAAGAAAGAGUGGGCCUUUCAGGCAAUGCCAAGAUGCCAUUGAUCCUCAAUCUUAUUUCGAUGAUUGUGUCUAUGAUACCUGCGUAUACCAAGGUCACCAUGAGGCCCUCUGUAGUGCCAUCAGCUCCUACGUGACAGCAUGUCAAGCUCAAGGCAUCCAAGUUGAGGAGUGGAGAUCACCUUCAUUCUGCAGUAUUUCUUGCCCACCUAAUACUCACUAUGAGCUCUGUGGCAGUGGUUGUCCAGCCACAUGCAAGAGCCUCAUCUCACCACAGAAGUGUGAUGUUCCAUGCCUGGAAGGAUGUUUUUGUGACUCUGGAUUUAUCCGCAGUGGGGAUCAGUGUGUUUCAAAGGCCAAAUGUGGCUGUUUCGAUCAAGGCCGAUACUAUAAGCUGGGAGAAGAGUUUUAUCCCACCACUUCCUGCCAGAAAAAGUGCAUCUGCAUGGAUAACGCAGCCAUAGAAUGUCAAAAGUUCUCUUGUGGAGCUCAUGAGGAAUGCAAGAUUGUAAAGGGUGUCCAAGGCUGCCACCCCUUAGGCUAUGGAAAGGCCAUUGCACUGGGUGACCCUCAUUUCAUUUCCUUUGACAGAAGGCAUUUUGAACUCUAUGGCUCCUGUACUUACUCCUUAGCUCAAGUCUGCCAGCACAACCCUCGGCUCCAGAACUUCACUGUGUGGGUAGAGAAUGAGAAGCUUGGUGAUGGUCCUUUAGUUCUAAUCCACAAUCUGAAAGUCUUCAUUCAUGGUUAUACAAUCACCCUUCAGAGGGGAGUAAUGUGGCAGGCAAUGGUAGAUGGACAGUUGUAUACCCUGCCAAUGAAUGCAGCUGAUGGGAAAUUCUGGAUCACCCAAGAAGGGAACAAUAUCUUCAUCUACACAACCUUUGGCCUCACAGUCCUAUAUGAUACUUCUUCAUAUGUUCAGGUUUCUGUUCCCAGUACUUACAGGGGUCAUAUGUGUGGCCUGGCUGGCAACUUCAAUGGUGAUCCGAAGGAUGACUUCAUGCUACCUAAUGGAAAACUCACUGAAAAUGUGGAAGAAUUUGCGGCUUCUUGGAAGGUCCCUGUGAAUGGUGUAAUUUGUUCUGAUGGCUGCGGGGACAAAUGUCCCAUCUGCAACAAAGCCCAAAAGACAAAAUAUGAAGCUGAGAACUUCUGUGGAAUGAUCCCAUCCAAGACAGGUCCAUUCAUAGACUGCCAUUCAUUGGUGAACCCUGAGCAAUAUUUUGAACACUGUUUGAAUGAGGCCUGUACAACCAAUGAGGUUCAAGAAUCCCUUUGUCGAAGUCUUCAAGCCUAUGUAGCAGCUUGCCAGGCAUCUGGCGCCAAAAUUAGAGCCUGGAGAAGUUCUUCCUUCUGCCCUCUCACCUGUCCGGCCCACAGCCACUAUGAGCCAUGUACCAGAACUUGUGAUUCCACCUGUGCACUUAUCUACUCCAAGUCAGUGCUCAGGGAACUGCUUUGA